AUGUCGCUGAAGGUCCGGCAGAAUGGCGUACAGAGCGCGGUGAAAAACGUGAAGUGCCUGUGCGAGAACAAGCGAGAAAUUAGCACGAGCAGGAUUUACAAAGGGGGAAAGGAAAAGGUGGUGAUCUUGGGGUCUGGGUGGGGAGGCAUUCACUUUUUUAUAAGCAUAGAUUUUAAGAAAUACGACGUGACGCUAAUCUCCCCGAGGAGUUACUUCACCUUCACCCCCUUGCUGCCCUGUCUGUGUAGUGGGACCCUAAGUGCCAAAGUAUGUACAGAAAAUAUUUCCACUUUUUUAAGAAAAAAGGGAUCCUCAGGAAGUUACCUGCAAAUGGAAUGCACAGAUAUUGUUCCCGAAGAGAGACAAGUCAUCUGUAGAGACAACCAAAAUAAUGAAGUGAAGAUUUCCUACGACUAUUUAAUCAUAUCGGUUGGGGCUAAGACAAACUCCUUUAACAUUAAAGGGGUUGAAAAGUACGCCUUUUUUGUAAAGGAUAUCCAGGGGGUGAUUAACAUCCGCAGGAGGUUCCUAGAUAUACUGAGCAUUUGCUCCACGGAGAGAAUUUCAAAUGAAGAAAAAAAAAAACUUUUACACAUCGUGGUGGUAGGGGGGGGACCCACAGGAGUGGAAGUUGCAGGAGAGUUCGCCGAUUUCAUUAAUAAAGAUGUCAAAAGGAAGUAUAAAAGUAUCUUCCCAUUCAUAUCUGUGAGUAUUAUAGAAGGGGGGAACAACCUACUCCCCACCUUUACCCAAAACAUUUCAGAUUUUACCCGAAAAACAUUCCGCCGCUCAAACAUAAACGUACUCACCAACUACUACGUAACGGAGGUGGAUGAGCAUAACAUAUGCGUGCAGUCUAGUGUGGAUACAAAUGAAGAGAGGAAACACAUCCCCUAUGGCAUUCUCAUUUGGGCCAGUGGACUUGCUCAAACUCCGCUUAUUACCAAUUUUUUGAAAAAAAUACCUGAACAAGUUAAUAAUAAAAUUUUGAACGUAAAUGGACACCUAGCCGUUAUCGGAAUUAGGCAAAAAAAUAUUUACGCCAUUGGGGAUUGUAAAAAGAUACAGCCUCUCCAGCUGCACGAACAUUUGAAUGACGUGUUGCAUCAUUUUUCUUCCUCCUCCACGACCUUCUCAUCCGAUUUGCUCAAAUCAAAGGCCAGUGAAUUGUCUAAAAAGUUUCCCCAAGUUAGUCAAUCCAAAUGGGACUACAGGAAAAAUAAAAGGGCCCAAAUGGAUAAGCAGCAAUUUUGGGAGUACCUCAAACAGAUAGACCAGAAUUACAAGUCGCCUACUCCUACUGCUCAGAAUGCUAAACAGGAGGCCUAUUUUUUGUCUAAUCUUUUUAAUACCCUCGUGGAGAAGAAGGCCGAUGAGAAUCACUUCCCUUCGUUUGUGGAGAAGUGGAAAGGGUCCAUUGCCUACAUAGGCAACCACCAGGUGGUCGCUCACCUCCCCUUUUUCGAAAUUAGGGGAGGCCUCUUCUCCUUCACCUUCUGGAAAAUGGUGUACAUACAGCUGCUCCUCACGUGGAGAUCCAGGUUUGCCUUUAUUCUGGACUUUCUGCGCACUAAGAUUUGCGGCCGGCCCUUCGCCAAAUGA
Molecule: messenger RNA, 1602 nt
Organism: Plasmodium vivax (malaria parasite P. vivax)
Lineage: Eukaryota; Apicomplexa; Aconoidasida; Haemosporida; Plasmodiidae
Product: NADH dehydrogenase, putative
Exons: 1
Coding region: 1-1602 (533 amino acids)
Molecular function (GO): NADH dehydrogenase activity
Source: RefSeq, a predicted model, not a curated record